ACGACAAAUUUCAGCUCCUAGAGCGUAAUGCGUCAAAAUAAAAAAAAAUCACUUGUGUCUACGCCCCAUGGCCUGAAAGUUCGCGUGUGUGGUUUACAAUAUUAUUUUUAUGCAAUCUAUUAAUAGACUUAUUACAUUUAUAUCAUCAGUAAGUUAGUGAGAGAGGUAUGCGUGCGAAGGUGACGCUUCAUCAGCGUGCGAGAAAUUCGGAAACAUGUGUUUUGAUGUUCAUAUAACUUGUGAAAGCAUCGUUAGGUGAAUCUCAGGAAGUGCAUAUGUCCGGGGUGAAUGAUAACCGCAGUGUAAUCAGCCAACAUCCGUCAGCGAUGGAGAGCCGAUGAAUGCUAAUUGGCGCUUGUUAUUUAUCAAGUUCUAGGAUGGCGAACCCUACUAUUGGGGUUUCGUUUGAUCAAAAUGACAUGUCCAGCUGGUAUUUCGGUGGACUGUCUAGAGCUGAGGCAACAAAACUUUUACUAAAUGAAACUGAGAGUGGUGUUUUUCUAGUACGAGACUCUAAAACCAUUCAUGGAGAUUAUGUUUUAUGUGUCAGGGAGGAUGAUAGAGUAUCUCAUUAUAUAAUAAACCGAGUGGUGUCUCCAGACGGUGGUACACGUUACCGCAUUGGUAACCAACUAUUCGCUGAUAUGCCAGCCUUACUGGCCUUCUAUCGGCUUCAUUACCUGGACACCACUCCUUUAGUUCGGCCACUGCCACAAGCUAAUGCGCAAGCAGCCGCACCGCCGCCCGCCCAGCCUCACCAUGUACUGGAAGUUGUAAUCGCAAAGUUCGAUUUUGAUGGUAGCGACGCAGACGACUUACCGUUCCGUCGUGGCGAAAGGCUGAUGGUGAUAAAUCGUGAUGAGGAGCAAUGGUGGACCGCCCGGAACGCUCAGGGACGCACAGGCUCUAUACCAGUACCCUAUGUGCAGAGGUUGUUGGACUCGUCGGGAAUGCCAUAUCCAGCAAACGAGGCUCUGACUCAGCUGGGAGACCCCCCGAGUCCUCCAAACAAUAAACAGCAAAAAGGAUCAAAUAUGCAGCGCACUCUGCCAGCGUUAGCACGCGUACGACAAUCGCGGGUCCCUAACGCCUACGACAAAACUGCCCUUAAAUUACAGGAGGGAGAAAUACUUAAGGUAACAAAAAUGAACAUAAACGGCCAAUGGGAAGGCGAGCUGAACGGAAAAGUUGGUCACUUUCCGUUUACUUAUGUGGAGUUCCUUGAUGACAUAACUAGCUAAAUGCUAUACUAUGGUGACAAAGUGUUAGUGUAAGUGAAGUGGCUAGAAUCCAAUUGUUAUUAUGGAGCAAGGCUUUUCUCAUUUGGACAAUUUUACAGGUAUGUGUAUGUUACAACUUAAAAAGGCUUUGUGUCAUAAAUAGGCUAAUUUAUUUAACAACAGCGAAAAUUGACUCAAGAAUAUUAAAAUUACCAAAUCUUACUGUUAUAAAAGAUUUUUUGUAUACUAAGUAUAAAAUGAUUAAGGUUUGUAUAAAGUUUAAUAACAUAUAAAGAAAACAAUUAAAAGUAAUCUAAAUUAACAUUCUUGAUUUAAAAUGUUUUCAGGAACAAUUACAUUUUAACAGUUGUAAGCUUAUCUUAUAUAAGUUAUAUUUUUAGCAAUUUCUUGUACCUAAAAGGUA
Pieris napi is the source of this 1644-nucleotide messenger RNA. It is a transcript of the gene Crk, whose product is annotated as adapter molecule Crk. The coding region runs from base 342 to 1241 and encodes 299 amino acids. NCBI's taxonomy places the organism in Eukaryota, Metazoa, Arthropoda, Insecta, Lepidoptera, Pieridae. The transcript has 8 exons. Gene Ontology annotation, molecular function: protein binding. The record is from RefSeq and is a predicted model, not a curated record.